Eimeria mitis is the source of this 720-nucleotide messenger RNA. RefSeq lists its product as uncharacterized. Bases 1 to 720 code for a protein of 239 amino acids. The transcript has 4 exons. The record is from RefSeq and is a predicted model, not a curated record. Lineage: Eukaryota; Apicomplexa; Conoidasida; Eucoccidiorida; Eimeriidae.
AUGUUUAAGCUGUCUUCUCCUCUGUCUCCUUUUUUAUCUGAUUUGUCUCCUUUCUCUCUCGCAGCAACACAGCAGCAACCAGCAGCAGCAGCAGCAGCAGCAGCAGCAACAGCAGCAACAGCAGCAGCAGCAGCAGCAGCAGAUGGAGAAGCAGCAAGUCUACGUAAGUCUCAACGCUUCUUUAAAGCAGCAGCAGCAGCAGCAGCAGAAAACGGGCUCGUGCUGCAGUGGGGGGACUCCACUAUACGCCUGCUGCGACAGCAGCAGCAGCAGCAGCAGCAGCAGCAGCAGAUGGAGAAGCAGCAAGUCUACGUAAAUCUCAACGCUUCUUUAAAGCUGCAGCAGCAGCAGCAGCAGAAAACGGGCUCGUGCUGCACAGCAGCAGCAACAGCAGCAGCAGCAGAAACAGCAGCACCAGAUGAGCAGCAGGAGCAGCAGCAGGGGCAGCAGCAGGAGCAGCAGCAGCAGCAGCAGCAGCAGCAGGAUGCUUUAUCUGUAUUUAAAGAAUUAGCUUUAAUGGAGAAGCUGCUGCUGCUGAUGCUGCUGCUUCUUCUGUUUCUUUUUCUGGCUCUGAUGCAGCAGCAGCAGCAGCAACAACAGCAGCAGAAACUGCAGCAGCAGAUGAGCAGCAGCAGCAGCAGGAGGAGGAGCAGCAGCAGCAGCAGGAGCAGCAGCAGCAGCAGCAGCAGCAGGAUGCUUUAUCUGUAUUUAAAGAAUUAG